This is a messenger RNA of Aureococcus anophagefferens, 1011 nucleotides long. RefSeq lists its product as hypothetical. The record is from RefSeq and is a predicted model, not a curated record. Lineage: Eukaryota; Pelagophyceae; Pelagomonadales; Pelagomonadaceae. Gene Ontology annotation, cellular component: voltage-gated sodium channel complex; plasma membrane. Gene Ontology annotation, molecular function: calcium ion binding; voltage-gated sodium channel activity. Gene Ontology annotation, biological process: monoatomic ion transport; transmembrane transport. The transcript has a single exon. The annotation marks the transcript as partial.
AUGGCCCAGGUCAUCGUGCGCCUGAGGCCCAAGCAGCUCGCCGUGUCGUCGACGCCCGCGCUCGGCUUCGUCGCGGGCGAGGCGUUCGACAACGUCAUCGGCGGCUGCAUCUUGCUGAACGGCGUGUCGCUCGCGCUGCCCUACUUCGGGCAGCCCGACGGCUACACGCUGGGGACCUACGUGCUGGGCCACUGCUUCUCGUUCAUCUUCUUCGUGGAGAUGGUGCUGAAGCUGCUCGCGUUCGGAAUGGCGUACUUCACGUCGAACUGGAACCGCUUCGACUUCGGGUUGGUGACGAUCACGCUCGUGGGGCUGCCGCUGGAAUUCACGGGGUCCGGCGCGUCGGGCAUCGGCGGCUUCGCGCGCAUGCUCCGGCUGGCGCGCACGGUGCGGCUCGCGCGGCUCAUCAAGCGCCACAAGACGAUGCAGAAGCUGUGCCUGACGUUGGUGGCGACGGUGCCGGGGUUGGCGAACAUCGCGCUGCUCAUGGUGCUCAUGUUCUUCGUCUUCGCGGUGAUCGGCGUGAACCUCUUCAGCAAGGUCGCGUAUUACGGCGCCCACGACGAGCACGUGAACUUCCGGAGCCUGGGCCGCGCGAUGCUGAGCCUGCUGCGGUUCGCGACGGGCGAGAACUGGAACGGGUUCAUGCACGACGUCGCGCGGCGGCCCGCGCACUGCGCGGACGACCCGGAGUACGACGACGACGUCUGCGCCUUCAACGGGGACGCGCCGGGCUGCGUGCCCGUCGACGGCUGCGGGUCGACGCUGAUUUAUCCGUACCUGCUGUCGUUCUCGAUCGUCGUCGCGUUCGUCUUCGUGAACCUGUUCAUCGGCGUCGUGCUCGAGGGCUUCAACAGCGCGGACGCGGACGACGACCUCAUGAUCAGCGACGAGGACUACCAGCGGUUCCGGGACGGCUGGGUGCGCUUCGACACGAACGGCGACGGGAAGAUCUCGCUGGGCCACUUCGAGGCGCUCUUAGCGGACCUGCCGCCGCCCUGGGGCUACAGC